UUAGUUCAUUCAUGUGGGUAAUCUUGGAUUGAUGAUAUCUUACUUUUUGAAGAGCUUGAAGAGGAAGAAUGCUUUGGUGUUAGUGAAGACUCAAUCAUGUCAUUGAUGAUGAAUAAUAAUAAUAAUCAAGGUAACACUUUUUGACCAUAGAAAAAGAAAUAAUUAUUGGAAAAAAGCAAAAGCAAAAAAAGUUUGUCCCUUUGACAGCAUUUUCUUUCUUUCAACCUUCCUUUUUCUUCCCCACACGCUUCUUAUCCUUACACACUUUCAAACCCAAAUUUUGUUUAUUAAAAUCUUUUGUUUUUCUUCAAUCUUUAGAGUUUCCUCUUAAAAGGGUAUGCAACAAUGCCAUUGUAUGAGGAUAUAAAGAUUAAUUUUUUGAUGGGUCAAGAAACUGAUUUCAAAGGUUGUGCUUUUAGUUGUUUAGACACUGAAAAAUUGGAUCUAAAAAUGAUGAUUUUAGAGCUUCAUGAUUCAUCAAUUGAUGUUCCUUCAGUGUUCAUAUGUCCAAUUUCACUUGAACCAAUGCAACAACCUGUGACCCUUUGUACUGGUCAAACCUAUGACAAAUCAAACAUCCUUAAAUGGUUGUCACUUGGUCACAAAACAUGUCCAACAACAAUGCAAGUUUUAUGGGAUGAUUCAAUCACACCCAACAACACACUUAGACACUUAAUCUUCACAUGGUUCUCAAACAAGUACUUUGCAAUGAAGAAGAAGCUUGAAGAUGUUCAAGGAAGUGUUUUGGAACAUUUGGAGACACUUAAAAAGGUAAAGGGUCAAAAUAGAGUUAAAGUUCUUAAGGAUCUUAGAAAACUUGUUGCUGCUCAUGUUUGUGCAAGGACAACAAUGUUGGAAAAUGGUGGUGUUGGUUUGGUUUCUUCUUUGUUAGGUCCUUUUACUUCACAUGUUGUUGGUUGUGAAGCUAUUGGAAUAAUUGUGAAUUUGGAUUUGAGUUCAGAAUUGAAGAGAAAUCUUAUGCAUCCAGGUAAAGUUUCAUUGAUAGUUGAUAUUAUGAAUGAAGGAACUAUUGAAACAAAGAUGAAUUGUGCUAAGUUGAUUGAAGUUUUGUUGAUGGAAAAUAAUGACACUAAUAAGAUUGAAAUUGUGUCAAGUUUGAGUCUUUUGGUUGGAUUAUUAAGAUUAGUGAGAGAUAAGAAAAACUCAAAUGGAAUAUUAAUUGGACUCAAAUUAGUUAAACUUGUUUUAUGUUGUGAUGAAAAAGUUAGAAUUUCUUUGAUAAGUAUUGGAGCAAUUCCUCAAUUGAUUGAGGUGUUACCAAAUUUGAAUAAUGAGUGUUUGGAAAUAGCACUUUAUAUAUUAGAAAUGUUGUCAACAAUUGAAGAAGGGAAAUUGGCUUUGAAAGAAUGUCCAAAUAUAAUUCCUAAUGUGGUUAAGAUGUUGAUGAGAGUAUCAGAAAAUUGUACUCAAUUUGCAUUGUCAAUAUUAUGGGCUAUUUAUAAGCUUGCACCUGAAGAAUGUGCUUCAAAAGCUGUGGAAGCUGGAUUGGCAUCAAAAUUGUUGUUGGUGAUUCAGAGUGGUUGUAAUCCUGUUUUGAAACAGAUGUCAUCUGAGUUUUUGAAAAUGUGUAGUGUGAAUUAUUCUACUAGUAUUUUGAUUUCUAAUUGUAUGCUUACUACUACAAUACAAUGAAAAAAAUAAAUAGAUAUUUGUUCAUAGUUUCAUAUAUAGUCAACUAUGUUCAAUUGUUCAUAUGUUUAUGAAAUUCUUUUUUA
Messenger RNA from Cicer arietinum (chickpea), 1736 nucleotides. RefSeq names its product U-box domain-containing protein 30-like. Gene Ontology annotation, molecular function: ubiquitin protein ligase activity. Gene Ontology annotation, biological process: protein ubiquitination. Lineage: Eukaryota; Viridiplantae; Streptophyta; Magnoliopsida; Fabales; Fabaceae. The record is from RefSeq and is a predicted model, not a curated record.